This is a messenger RNA of Linum tenue, 3566 nucleotides long. The record is from the annotation of a GenBank genome assembly. Lineage: Eukaryota; Viridiplantae; Streptophyta; Magnoliopsida; Malpighiales; Linaceae.
UGUGUUUCUUCUUUUCUCUUCUCUGGGUGCCUUCCUCUGUUUCUUCAUUCUGUUCUCUGCUCUCCCCUCCCUUCUUGUCUCGGCUCUCUCCUCUCACCGCUUUCCUUUUCACCGUCCUUCUACCUUCCAUUCUUCGCCCCUUAUCUCUUCCCUCUUCUAACUCCUAACCCAAAAUCUUCCGGCGGAAGGGGGGUUGGUGUGUGAUUUGUUUGUGGCGGACAAGAAUAGCCGGACGAGGAGCAGGAGAAGAAGACGAGGAAGGAGCCAUUCCUUCUUCCGACGAGGCAUAUCUGAAUUUCCUCUCCAGUUGUUUUGUUUAUGGUUACAAUGAUGAGAUAUCAGAGCGUAAGCCCAGAUUGUCUCCCUUUACCAAACGGCAAGAAGCCCACCAGCACCGUCGGCACGAGCGGCCGGUCAAUCCCAGUCGGAGUCAGCUCGUCCCCCACUGGUUACGAAAUCAAAGGGUUCAGAUACAGAUCGCCGUCCAGAACGCAGGAUUUUCACCACCACAGCAGCAGCAGCAAUGGCGUCGCAGCCGGGAGCCCUUCGCUCUCCGACAAACGGGAGGCUAGUCCGCCCAGCCGGGGUGGGAGCGGCGAUAUGUUGCUGCAAUGGGGUCAGAAGAAGAGGGCGAGGGUAUCCCGGUCGGAGAUCCGGGCUCUGGCCGAUGAAUCCUCAUCUUCCGGUCAAGCCAGGCAACAAACCGUCGCCUCUAAGGUCACCAGGAGACUAGACGACAGCAAGCUGCCGGCUCCGUCUAUGCCGCCUCCUCCGCCGGCGGCGGCACAACAUCCCCAGCAAACGACCAACGGCAGGGGAGGCAACCUCAGGAAAGAAACCGCCGCUCUCCUCUCGCAUAGGUAAACCCGAAAUAUAUGUAUUUCUAUCUUUUGCGGAUUUUUAACUGAAAUCCAUUCAAUCUAGGGAUUUAGAAUCAACCAAUUUGGCGUUUGAUUUGCUUUGUUAAAAGAGCAGUCGUUCGUCCCUGUGCCCUGUGAUUGAUAGUAGCAAGCAACUUUCGUUAGGCAGCCAUCUGAGUGAUUUACGGUUCUACCCCCUCGAGAGAAUAUAUAUGGCGAACUGAGUGAUUCUGGAUUCCUGACUUUUCAUUUCGUUGGCCAAGCGGGUAUUCCAAUUUUCCCAAAAGGAAAGAAAGGAAGAAAAGAAUAGAGAGAGACUUGUCUAGUUAAUAGUUUUUCUGACGAUUGUCUGUUAUUAGUACAUAGUAGUAGCCAAUCCGAUUCGUGGGGUUUGGGAGAAGGCAUCGCAUAAGCCUGGCCCUUCCUCCAUUUCUGGGGUUGGAGGUUUUUGUCAUGACAGGAGUAGGGAGGACGAGGUAAUUUCUAACCUUUCCUGAUCUUCACCUGUCCAUCAUCAGCAUUAUCGCCCGUAGUGUGCUAGCUAGCUAGCUGAAUCUAAUGGUGUCGUGGUGGGUGGAUUUGAUUGAUGGUGGGAGGGAUCAAACCUCCUCCCUUUGUCUACCUGUCUGCAUAUCUCCACUGUCGAAAGAUGAAAUCUUUUGUGGAUUUCUGGUUGUGGGUAUUUGGAAGCUUGGGUUGGUUGGUUGAAUCUCACUGUUUUAUGGUUGGCUUUUUUUAAAAUUUCUUGCUAUUUGAUUUGUAGGAUCUAAUAAGAUGGGGUGAGGAACUGAGGGUGUCUUCUUGUUAACUCAGUUAUGCUGAUGAUGAUGAUGAUGAUUUUGUACUUUUGUAAGGUGGGUGAUGGCCAGGACGACUGUCUGGCUGUAUGGUGGUGGUGAUGAUUUGGGGAGGGGGAGGGGGAGAGGGAUAAAUUAGCUCUGUUUGGCUGUGUAUUUAAUUGCGUUCGUUUGAUUCAUCAGCUCUUUUUUCUUUAUUUGUUCCUGUGGAUUUGGGUUCGGGUUUUUGAACCUUGCAUAUCUCUUUACAAUUAAUUCUCUCUCCCUUUCUCUUUCUCUCUCUAACUUUGUGUCCUUGUCUCUCUUUCUAAGUCUCGCACACGCGGCCAUAACACAACAGAUUGUAGAGAACCAACGAGGCCAGCCUUUGUUUUUUCUUAACUAAUCUGUGGGCUUGUUUUUUUCUUCUUCAUUCUUUUGUGGUGGUGGGUUGUAUGGUGGCUGUGGCGAUGACCAGGAAUUUGGAAAAGCGAUCUGCUGGGAACGGGUCGCCGUCUCGGGCUAGUGGUGGCGGUGGUGGUGGAAGCCGGGUGGUUUCUAGAUCUACUACGGCGGGGAAAAGAUCUCCUCCGACUCCAGACAAAGUUGAUAAAAAGGCUCAGCACCAACAGCAACAGCCCACCUCACGGUCUAGCAGGGAUGAGAAAUUGAAUGGAUCAGCAGCAGCAGCUGCUGCUUUGCUGCAUCACCACCAUCAAGCUGCAGCAGCUGCUGAUCAUCAUCAUCACGGGCACGGCCGCCACCACGUAGAGUCAACUUCAGGCCAACUGGACCAUGAAGGUGGCCGUGGUGGUGCAGCUGUUCAUAAUAAUACAGCGGCAGCCCCGGUGGAAAGAUUGGCGGUGGAGUGGCCGAGGAUUUUUCUGUCACUGUCGAGGAAGGAAAAGGAGAAUGAUUUCCUGGUAAUGAAAGGCACCAAGCUUCCCCAACGGCCCAAGAAGAGGGCCAAAAAUGUUGAUAGAGGGCUUCAGUUUUGCUAUCCAGGGAUGUGGCUGUCUGAUUUGACAAAGAGUAGGUACGAAGUAAGAGAGAAGAAGAGUGUGAAGAAGCAGCAGAAACGGCGAGGAUUGAAGGGGAUGGAGAGCAUGGACAGUGAAUCAGAGUGAUGUAAGAAGAUGGACCGAUAGACAGAAAGAAGAGGCCGUGCUGCAGGUCAGAUGAGAUGAGAUGAGAUGAGCCACCAUGUGCUUUACUUAUUGGGGGGUGAAGACAGUGAGUGAGAUGAAUAAUUGUUUCGUUGGGGGACCUUUUGGUUGGUUCUCUUUGCCAUUAGAGGAAGAAGAGAAGGAAAGGAGCCCCCCCUCUCGCUCAGCCUGCGGCUACAGCCCCCUCGCUUAUCUGCCUCUGCUUCCUUGCGCGGUCACCGAUUGCUUGCUUGCCUUCGGAGAAACUCCUUUCACUUGCCGCCAUCAUCAUCAUCAUCAUCAUCCUUGCCUGCCUCCCGUACAUACAAACAGUGAUAAACGUAUUUCAAUGGUUCCUCGUUGCGACUGGGGAAGGGAAGAGGGAUAUAGGCAAUGCCAGCAUUCCCCACCCUUUCCUGCAAACUUCAUCCACCAUUCUUGCAUUUCCCCAUCCAACAAAACAUUUCUCAUCAAGUUAUAUGCCUCGCACUCAUCUCAUCUCUCAUCGGCUUCACAUUGGAUAUUGAAUCUGAAUCUGCAAUGCAGGAAAAUGGAGAGAGAAUUGUAGUGUUUGGGUGCUGGCAGCAGCUUUUCUCUUUUUGUUUUGCCUGGUUUUCUCUGUUCACUUCCCCUUCCCCCUUUAUGGGAAUUUGGUCGUCUUUUUAUGGGGGGUUAGAAAAUUCUUUAGUUCAUGUUCUGCUCCCACUCGUUGUACAAAAAUCAACCUGCCUCUUUGCAGUCCGUUGGUUUCCCGCUUGAGAGCAAUCAAAUUUCUUCCAUUUCAG